ACAGGGUGUGGGUGUGAGAGAGGAGGUGAGGAUGGCAGUCAGAUAUCCCAGUGGGUGGCCUGGAUAACUAACUGGCAGGAUGGUGUUGACAUGGAAGGAGCAGGUCUGGGGAGGAAGGGGGAGGAGUAAGUAGUGCCUGGCAUUUAGAGUGUUCUCUCCGGCCGUGUGCAGUGAUUUCUUGCCUCUGCCCCUUUGUACAUGCUGGUCCCUUUCCCAGCUGUCGGGGGAGCUUCAGCUCCCUUUUCAUGGAUCCCUUCUGUGAAUCUGUCACAUCACUGUGUCUAAUCCCCGGCCUAUCCCUCUCUCUGCCUUAUGCACACACCAGACCUCAGAGCGUUUACCCUGGCGUUCCUCAGGAGGGUUAACCGAGUGUCAUCACUCUCCGAAGUCCCACUAGUUAGCAGAGUGCCUCACGACAUAGCUCAUGAGUGACUGACGGGACCUGGUUGGAAUCCUGGCUCUGCUAUUUACAGGUGCUGCGACCUGGUCGUUCAUCUUGCCUCCGUGGGUCCGAGUUUCUGCCUCGGUUAAAUGGGUGUCAGCUUCCCCUGCCUGCCCCGGAGGAUUUGCUGAGGACGGGUCCUCCGGGAAGAUCCUAAAUUCCUUCAGACAGGAAAGGGGUUGGAAAAAAAAAAAAAAGUUAGCCCGCCCCCUGCCGGAAGAAGACACACGCCUCGGCCUCGCUGCCUCUCCCACCCCCUCUCCGCCCGGGAAGAAGCGACGGGUCGCGGAGGGGUGCGGGGCGGGAGCCACCGACAAGCCAGCGCUCCCAAUGCGCAGGACGCUCAUUUUCCCAGUUAAUCCUCACCACGCUUCUGCGAAAGGACUUAGAUAGGGCCUCUUUUUCAAUUUUACUGGUUGUCACUCCCUUUUUAAAGAGAAGAAACAACUCAGGAAGAAAAGGAGCAAAGGAAACUGGGUCGUAGGGGGAAAAGAAAAAGUGGGAGGAGUUGAGUGGACGGUCACCGGGAGGCCUCUCCCGAAGGGCCAAGGACCAGAUCGGCUCAGCAGCCGAUUCAGCCUGGGGAACCCGUGGCCAGUUCCUGGCCCUUCCGCGUCUCAGUUUCCUCGACUGUGAAAUGGGGAUGGACACCCCCUUCGCGCUCGUUUCUGGGCUGCGGGACGAAGGCGAGACAUGGAGGGUGAGAGAGCGCCUUGCGGAGGGGGUGGCGAAGGCCGCCAGGGGGCGCGAGAGGCCCCGGGCUGGACCCGCCGGCGCAGCUCCAUUCGCGCCCCCCGCCCGGGAGUCUCCCCUGCUCGCCCCGUGGGGAGGCCACGACGCUUCCGGCCUCGGUCUCUUUUACUGGGAGGGGACCAGCUCUGUGACCCCGGACUUGACGCUUCCCUUUCCCUGAGCUUUUAUGAUAGGAGCGGCUGUUGAGAAGAUCCUGUCCUGUUGCUACUCACAAAUUAUAAAGCACCUUCUCCUCCAUUUAUGUUACUUCUCUCUUCAAUACCUGGGAGGUGGCCUAAUUCCAUAUGUGAUGAAACUCAGGCCCAGAAGGAGCCACCUGCCUAAGUUCACCCUAGCCACUAGGACAUGGCUCCCGGUAACUCUCAGCCCUGCUCUGUCCCCACAGCUGCCUUUUACUGUGAAGGUCUCCUGAACAAUGUUACAUGGGACCUCCUCUGCAAACUAAGUGCAGCCCUGACAGAUCUGAGGGUUGGUGAAUGAAGGAGAAACCACUGCUGGAAAAAGUGUCUGCAGGAAGGAAUACCAGGCAGAGGGUAUGGUGUGAGCCCAAGCGUGUUAGCAACGAGUGCUGGGGGAAAAGGAGGCGACAACAAACAGGAAAGUCUCCAAACCUAGCAAUAGUCAGGAAUAGUCAGGAAGCCAGAUGACAGCCUUACCCUUCACAGCAAUUUAGCCCUGUAAGAACUACAAGCCUAUGUACUGAUGGUCAUUAUUUUCCUGUAAUCCUGUAAGGGAAUCUGAUUUUUCCCAUAACCUUCUCCCCAGGACUUAAAUUCCACCAUUAACGCCAUUCUUAGGAUUAGGUUAGGAGGACAGUCAUUCACACCAUGCGGGAGCAUUAACUCACCAGAGCCUUUCCACGGGACAGCUCAUUGCUAGCAGGUCUUGAAGGAAUGCAGGGUGAGAAGGGGACAGAGGAACCCAGGGAGGUCAGGCUUGGGGGCAGCUGCAGUCCUGGGAGGUGCUGUUAUUAUCCCUUUUUCACAGAGGAGGGAACCAAACACAGGGAGGUAAUUUAAUAAAGACCUUGGUGGAGGAGCCAGGACCAAACAUGGGCAGUCUGCUGCCAGAGCCGCACUUUUAACCCUCAUGUUACUGUUAGGUGGUGGUGCAGUGGCCAGGUGGAUGGCCUCUGGGGCCAGAUGAUCUGGGUUCGAAUCCCAGUUUUGAUGUUUUACUAGCUGUGUGACCUUGAGUAAGUUACAUGUCUGUGUCUUUGUCUGUAAAGAGGAGGUAGUUGUAUCUAUCUCAAGGGGUUUGCUUUAAAUGAACUAAUACCUGUAACACGUUUAGAACAGCGCCAUGCAUGAGGUAAUCAUCUGAUAGAUAUGAGUUAUUCCUGAACCCUAGAUGGAAACAUGACCUCAAAGAGUCUAGAAUUCUUCAGAAUUGUAGACUGCCAGCCUAUGGGAUCCUGGAAUCCUCCAGUGGCAUGCUAACAUCUUUUGGCUGCAGAGUUGUACCUAGCUUCCCUUGACUGGAAGGUCUACCCAGCUCAGUCCCACACUAGGUAAUGAGGUGAUGUCAAAGUCUCGGCUUGGAGCCCAGCCCCGGUCCCCUCCCAUUCACCCUUCCCUGCACCCUCCCUCCCUCAGAUUCUCUCUCUCUCUCUCUCUCUCACACACACACACACACACAUACGCACACACACUCCCAACCAGGCCCAGAGGGAAGGUGAGCGGGCAAGGAGUGAAGGUGGGUGGGUGGGCACACGGGUCCAUUGGAGCGUGCCGCCUCCAGCCUUGUUGAACAGUGGGCCGGGGGACUGGAGCUGGACUCGAGGGGACCUGCCCUCCCUUCACCUUGAAGCCUCAAUUUGCAGUGAUCCCGCACUCCAUCCCUCCCUGUGUGAGCGUGUGUGUUUAGGUUGGUUGUUGGCACCUCCUUGCGAGGGGUGCGCACGUGGGGACUGGGCCAGGCCACCGCCAUGGCUGAGGAGAAGACCUUCCGCAUCGGCUUCAUCGUGCUGGGGCUCUUCCUGCUGGCCCUUGGCACGUUCCUCAUGAGCCAUGACCGGCCCCAGGUCUACGGCACCUUCUACGCCAUGGGCGCCGUCAUGGUGAUUGGGGGCACCAUCUGGAGCAUGUGCCAGUGCUACCCCAAGAUCACCUUUGUGCCUGCUGAUGAGGACUUCCAAGGCGUCCUGUCCCCGAAGGCACUGGGCCUGUUGGAGAGCGGGUACACCGCCGAGGUAAAGGGCCCCCAGCCUCCGUACAUCAGGCUGUGGGAGGAAGCCGCCUACGAUCAGAGCCUGCCCGACUUCAGCCACAUCCAGAUGAAGGCCAUGGGCGGUGCUGAGGACCCCCGCCCUCUGCUGGCCCCUGAGCUGGGGCAGCCACAACCCGGAGCCGGUGAUGGAGGAGCAGGUGGUCCUCUAGCCCCAAAGGCCUGGCUGGAGGCCGCCGUGGUGGUCCACCGGGGCUCGGACAAGGAUGAGGGAGAAAGAAACCCCACUCAGAGCAGGCCCAGCCCUCCAGCCUGUCCCUCGGGCACUGCACCCUUGGCCUCCUUCCAAGAUGACCUGGAUGUGGGCUCCAGCGAGGGCAGCAGCCCCCAGCCAUCUCCACCCAAUGGGAAGGAGCUUGGCCGGCCACCGCUUGAUCCCUGGGCCUGCAAGUGCCAGCAGGACCGCUACCACGACUUCGCUCUGAUUGAUGCCCCCAUGCCAGAGGACAUGCCCCCAGAUGGGCAGCGGGGGGCAGCCCUGCCCAGCUGCUGGCAGCAGUGUCUGAGGAUGGAGGAGGGGGAGGCCUUGGACAUGGGUGCGAAGGAGCCUGAGGAGGAAGAGGAAGAUCUGUACUAUGGGCUGCCCGAUGGGCCCGGGGACCCCCUCCCGGACAAGGAACUGGGCUUUGAGCUCGAUGCCCAGGGCUGAGGUGGACCUCCUCCCUGGGUUCUCGCCUGGCACGCCUGCUACCUGCCAUGAGACAUCACAGGGCCUCAGUUUCCCUGUUUGCCCAAUGGGGUUAUAUAGAGGUUCAAACGAGACUGUGGGCCUGAGAGCAUUUUCGAGAACCAUAAAGAAGUCCACGAGGGAGGGCUGACUGGGAUCAACCAUUGCCGCUCCAAUUGUUAGUUUUCUUUGGCAAAGCUUUGGAGGUACAAUAUGAUUCCUAGAGAAGAUUUGCAGCAGCUGGGGCUCUUGAGGGCCUUUCCCGCCUCCCCCCAAAGCUGGACUCCAACAGAGACCCUCCAUGCUGCUCCCCUGGGUUCCCCAUCCUUUGCGAAGGCCUCUCAGGGUCCCUGUUCCUUGUUGAAUCGUUCAGUCCACCUGGUGGAGGGCAUGAUCCUGCUUCACUCAGAGCUAACCCCAUCUCCUCCCUGUUCACAUCCCUCUUGGGGCUAUCCUUUGCUGAGACUCAAAAGCCUUCAUGGCUGGCUACUGCUGACCUCCCUGACUUUACCCCUGGUCACCCCACCUCACGCUCUCUGCUCCUCGAGUCCAAGCCUAUGCCCCACUCCCCGCUGUUCCAUGCCCGUGCCCAGGCUGUCCCCUCCACCAGGGUGCCCUUUCCUCCCUUGGCUGCCUGACACCCCUCAACCCCCUGCAUAGGUCCCCUCUCUGGGAGCUUCCCCUAGUGUCACUGCCUCCUUGCUCCUCUGUGCCACCUCUGGGCCUUGUACAUUUAUCGCUGGUGCCUCACUCUCUGCCUGCUGCUGGAGGAUAGCAUCUUGGCUUUACUCACCUCAUGGUCUCCCGUGCCCAGCUUGGGGCCUGGCCUAGGUAGGUGGUUAUUAGGGGUGUAUGAAAUAGACCAGGCCCCAGGAAACUUUCACAGAUAGCACCCCCACUCCACCUCCCUAACUCUUAGACUCACAGCCCCUUUAUUCUCUCGCAUUCAAACCUCCAAAAGGCCUGGGAAACAGUGGUCACAAAGCUAGCUCCCCCAUCCCACAUGACCAUCCCUCCAGGACACAUCUGCAUUGGUUUCGUAUUGUGGGGGAAAUUAAGCUUCCUAUCUGAAUGCAAUUAGGUUUGUGUGGCACUUACAGAGAAUUUACUAUGUACCAGAUACUAGGCUUGGGUGUCUGGGGGGAAAGAGAGAUGAUUUGAUAUAGUUCUUGCCCUCAAAGGGCUCACCAUCUAGUGAGCUUGGUCUGUUGUACAUUAGGGAUGGAGCGAGUUGCAGGGCAGAAGCUGAGGUGGGAGUGGAGAAGUUAAAAAUGGACAUGCUAGAGGCAGCAGAGUGGCAACCACACAACCUCCUGGGGCCAUCGUGUGCAGGGACAGAUAGCUCAGGCUGUCUCAGCAAACCCCAAAGCCAUCCCUGUGUCGUAGCCUCAAAGAGGAAAGCCAGUGUGUGUGCUAGUGAUGGCAAAGCCCCCAGGACAAGGACGGUGGCAGCUGUGGAGACAGGAAGGGACAGUGACACUACCUCAAACCAGGGCCACACGCACAGAGCUUGCACCCUGGGUCAACUGGGAGUGGGAGAACGUCACCUGGGUUGGCUUCUGGGUCGGAGAUGGGGCUGGGGGUCCUGGCCAAGGGCCAGGGGUCCCCUUCCGUGUUCGUUUGGAAACUCAGCCCCUGGAACACAGGCCCUCUUCCUUCUGGAUCAUUUCCGCCUCCGGUCUUAAGGCCCCUGUGAUGCACAGUGCCAUGGGGUCCAUCCCUUCUGCUGCUGUGAUGUAGUGAUAGACAUCCCUGCUCAUGGCCCCGAGUCACCGGACAACGUGAGGGGCAGUGUGUUCACCACUUUGUUUACCAAGGCAGGGAAGUGUGUGAGCCGCCUCAGAAAGAGUGCCAACACGAACAGCUAAAAUAAAAAGAAUUUUUGACAUUUAAA
This is a messenger RNA of Choloepus didactylus (southern two-toed sloth), 5982 nucleotides long. It is a transcript of the gene BSND, whose product is annotated as barttin CLCNK type accessory subunit beta. Lineage: Eukaryota; Metazoa; Chordata; Mammalia; Pilosa; Megalonychidae. The record is from RefSeq and is a predicted model, not a curated record. The transcript has 4 exons. Gene Ontology annotation, cellular component: basolateral plasma membrane. Bases 3123 to 4070 code for a protein of 315 amino acids. Gene Ontology annotation, biological process: chloride transport. Gene Ontology annotation, molecular function: chloride channel regulator activity.